This is a messenger RNA of Symbiodinium pilosum, 1650 nucleotides long. The record is from the annotation of a GenBank genome assembly. Lineage: Eukaryota; Dinophyceae; Suessiales; Symbiodiniaceae.
AUGAAGAGUUGGUUGCUGCAGCUUCUGCUCCUCAGCUCUGUCCGAUACCUCGAUGCGGCGACGUUGAGGAGGAGUCGGAUGACCACCGCAGAGCAGAAGAUGUCGGCGCGCAUGAAGGCCAUGGCGCCAGAGAAGGCGACGCUUAUGAACAUGGAGGCCUCCGUCCUGAAUAUGGCUCGAUUAGCCGAAUCGGGGAAGGGGGCCGCCUCCGCAACAAAUCUCACGGAUUUCCUCAAAGAGAUCCAGCAGCUCAUCCAGAAUAGCAUGAAGAAGAGCAUCCUGGUGCGUAUGAACCAGACACAGAUAGAUCUCGAUGAGGCUUGGGCCAACCUCAGUACUUGCACGCACCCCAACGACACGCAGUUUGUGGAAGAGUUGGCUGAGCUAGAUGCAAAGCACAUCCAGUGCCGCCAGUCUGAGGCCAACCUUUACAACAAUUUUCAAACAACCUGUGUGCUGGGCUGGAAGAUUUACACAGAACGGAUCCAUGCACUCUGCGCUGCCUACAUGCAGUCCCAAGACAUCCCAAACCCAACAAGUACUUGCGUCAUGGGCGGGGACACACCAGUUCCGACCAUUGGGAACUACCUGAAGGAUAUGGCCGCGCACUUUAGGGGGGAGUAUGAGGCAGUGGUUGAGAAGCGUCUCAAGUGCCAAAAUGCAUCCAGCACACCCUUCGUCAAUCUGGAGCUCUGCAAACAGAUGAUGUGCCAGUACUGGGAUACCAGGAUGGAGUGUUCCAAGACGCAGGCGUCUUUCGAACAGCGAGCCUGCGAUGUUCAUAAGACAUACACUUGCAGCAAAUUUGCGGAAUGUUAUACGGAGAGGAGAGACAUCUAUCAGGACAUUCAAAGCCUGGCAGAGCAAACAGAGGUCACUGCCAAGGUAGAGUGGCGGAUGGUUAACCGGAUUGAGUGCUACAUUGCUGCCUUGGGCCAGCCGAAAGAUGGAUUAGCCGAAGCUAUUGAUACCUGCAAGGGCAAGAUCUUCUCCGCCAGUUCUGUGGAGCUUGUCUACAAGGGCCCUGCCCCUGCACAGCGAGAAUGUACGGAGGUCUUCCUUCCGCCUGGAUCCGCGGUAUUCUCCUCCACCUGGUACCAUGCAGUCCCUAGCGUCGAGGCAGAGUGCACGAUUGAAGCAAUCCUCCGACUUCCAAUCUCCAGACUGGCACUGGAGACUCAGAGCCUGGAGAUUGCUGCCUUGAACGAUGCAGGCCAAGUUGUGGCCAAGCACGCCUUCCAACUGCAACAGCUGGUGAAAGCGCCGAAUCAUACAGUUUCUUUCCAGCCGUGCCACUUGCGUCUGGAAGAUGGAACUGAUCGAACGAUCGCUGCCGAUGUCCAGGUCCGCUUGAUGGGCCUGCAUCGCGCAAAGCACGAAACUGCGGUCAAAAGGCUGGCUAUCCAGGGCGCGGAGGACGAUGCUUCGUCGGAGUCUGAAGCUUCUGAAAACGAGCCUGAGACGGUUGCACCGAUCGACCGCUCCUUCUCCCUGGAGUGGGUGAACAGAAUCUAUGGUAAACUGCACCCAAAGAUCUCCAUCAUCAUCGCCCGGAUGAUGGAAGAUCGCUUCGGCCAGAUUACGCAGAUGUUGCAGGCAAAAAUGCCCGGGCCGCUCAAGGACAUCCACUUCAAGUAUUUCCGCUUGGGU